Molecule: messenger RNA, 1922 nt
Organism: Amphibalanus amphitrite
Lineage: Eukaryota; Metazoa; Arthropoda; Thecostraca; Balanomorpha; Balanidae
Product: transcription factor LBX2-like
Exons: 2
Coding region: 211-1137 (308 amino acids)
Biological process (GO): regulation of DNA-templated transcription
Molecular function (GO): DNA binding; DNA-binding transcription factor activity, RNA polymerase II-specific
Source: RefSeq, a predicted model, not a curated record
AUACAGGCUCUAAUGAGCUGGCGGAAAGGCGUGAUUUAGCGGCCGGGCCUGGAGCUGGUUAGCCGCGCCGAUUUAUGUGAGCGCGCCAACUAGAACUAGUUCGGCGGCGGCCGCGCGCGGACGGUGGGUGCUCGCUGCUGCUGCUGCUGCUGCCGGGGCUGCCUCUACCCAGUGACUCGCCGCGCGAUGCCCGGCAGCUCGCGCUAGAGUAUGGACGUUGGCGAGAGCGCUCCGCCCAGUCCCGCCGUCGAGCCGACCAGCAGCUGCAGUGACAGUGAGAUUAGCGUCGGCUCGCCGCUGCCGACCGCCAUGCCGCCGCGCAGUGAUGUGUCGCCGUCGACGCCGGCCAGCCCGGCCCAGCCGCCGUCUCCGACGUCCCCGGGGGCGCCGCUGUGUCCGGCGGCGCCCGCCGGCGAGUCGCCCGGCUCCGGCGAGCUGGCCGGCUACGACUCGAGCGAGACCGAGGACUAUUUCGGCCCGCUGCGGCGGCUCGGGCCGGCCAGCGCCGAGACGGCUGCGGCCGGCGCGCGCCAGCCCGACCACGGCCUCAAGUCGUUCUCCGUGCACGACAUCCUCAACCACCGCAGCUCGCGGCGCAAGUGUGCCGUGCCGACGCGCAUUGUGCGGCCCUGGGACUGUGACGAGCGGCCGCCGGCGCGAGCCGAAAAACCCGACAAACUCGACCGCAAGAAGGCGGGCAACAACGGCAACAACAACCCGCUCGACGAGCUGUUCAAGAUGACCAACAAGACGCUGCAGGACUUCAAGGACGAAAAGCAGGGUGACGGCGCCAGCAUGUUCGCCGCCCGGCCGCCCGUCAAGAAGAAGCGCAAGUCGCGUACCGCCUUCACCAACCACCAGAUCUUCGAGCUGGAGAAGCGCUUCCUCUACCAAAAGUACCUGUCGCCGGCUGACCGGGACGAGAUCGCCCAGUCGCUCGGGCUCUCCAACGCCCAGGUGAUCACCUGGUUCCAGAACCGACGCGCCAAACUCAAACGCGACAUGGAGGAGCUGAAACGCGACAUGGAGAACACCCGCGCCGGCGGCCCGGCGCUGCAGCACCAGAAGCUGCUCAUGACCAGUCUCGGUAUACCGAUCAAGCUCGACGAGCCGCAGGAUCUCAGCGGCAAGAUGUGACUGCUGGCCGCGAGCUAGCCACGCGCCGCGGUCCAGCGCCCGCCCCGUGCAGUCGGCGCACCAGUCAGCGGCCGCCGCCGCGCCGGACACUUGUUUUUGUUGAAAGCUUUAAAUGAGUUCAUGCAGCCGUCUCGCGUGUUUUUGUGUCGCCGAUUCGGUUCGUGCCGGCCGCCGUGCCGCUGGAGCCGACUGGCGUGGCGUGACCGGGUCGGCUGGGGACGGUCCAGGCGAUCGGCCGGGGCCGUGCCCAGAGCGCGGACGAUGCGCACGGCCGCCAGCGCGGCGCGACGCGCCUUCGGUGGGAAUGUGUGUGGGUCAAACGUGCGGCUAAGUUCCUAUGUUUUCAUGGCGAAUAUCUGUUGACUCGGACGCUCCGUGUAUCUAUUCCUUUCUGUUGAAAAUCCCUGUGUGUUCCGUUCCGUGUUUUCGCCGCUGUCCGAGCUCGGCGUUCGGGCUGAAGUCUCAGCGGUGCAGCAGACUCCCUUGAGAAAACCCCCGAAAGCCAAAGACCCUCGCUGUUCCCGCUCCGUCUUCCUUGGCUCUGCAGUGAUGUGCAGUCUCUGUGUUCGGUGUUGCCGGAGAUGUAGAACUUACUAGCCAUUGUGAUAAUAUGAUAGUAAGAGACAGCCUUAUGUUGACAGAUCUAUGUAGUUAUGACUCGGCCCGGUCAGCGGACAGGUUCACACUCACUGUAAGCCAACCCCGAUGAGUGUGCCAUUCCUGGCUGAGAUUGGGUGCCCCUUGUGUUACAAAUACUGUAAAUAAAUGUUAUUUAUGUGACCUGA